Menidia menidia (Atlantic silverside) is the source of this 2092-nucleotide messenger RNA. The record is from the annotation of a GenBank genome assembly. NCBI's taxonomy places the organism in Eukaryota, Metazoa, Chordata, Actinopteri, Atheriniformes, Atherinopsidae.
ACACACACACACACACACACCGGCUGCACACUGAACUCACAGGAAACUCUGCGUGAGGCGGCUGCUGCCCGGGAUUCUCAUGAUCCUUCAGACUGAGUGUCUCCUUCCGUAGAGUGGACUCCAUCAUCAGAGCUGGUGCAAAGGGGGACUGGAAGAGACGAAGGCGUGGGCAGCUGAGGCGCAUUGACAGCUGCAGCAGCUGGGAUCUCGGCCGCGCCGGUACCAGGGCUGGCCCGGAGAAGCAGCAGCCCGCGGUAGGACUGAGCGGAGGUGCAGCCAUGCGCUGCUCCACCCUGCUAGCCAUCUUUACGGGAGUCAUUCUGUACCUGGUGCUGGGAGCCGUGGUGUUCCGCGCCCUGGAGGCUCCGCGAGAAGAGAGCAAGCACAUGCGCCUGCAGGACAAACGCCAGGACUUCCUCUCAAACUUCUCCUGCGUCGACACCGAAAACUUGCAGGCCCUUAUAGAGGAGGUGGUGGAGGCUGUCGGUGCAGGUGUGGACGCCACCGGCAACACCACCUAUGUCAGCAGUUGGGAUUUAGCCAGUGCCUUUUUUUUCUCAGGGACCAUCAUCACUACAAUUGGUUUUGGGAACAUCUCCCCCAAGACGGAGGGAGGGCAGCUCUUCUGCAUUUGCUAUGCCCUGGUGGGAAUCCCCAUGUUUGGCAUCCUGCUGGCUGGAGUUGGAGACCACCUGGGUACCGGCCUGAGGAAAGCUGUUGCCAAAAUAGAGACUCUCUUCCUGAAAUGGCGGGUGAGUCCCACGAUCGUGCGUGUGAUUUCGGCCGUCCUGUCCAUCCUGCUGGGUUGUUUGCUCUUUGUCGCGGUGCCUAUCCUGGUCUUCCAAGAGGUGGAGAAGUGGACUCUCCUGGAGUCGGCCUACUUUGUAGUCAUCACCUUGACCACAGUGGGCUUUGGGGACUAUGUCGCAGGGGAUUCUGGACUUGCAGGGAGUGAGCACUGGUACAAGCCUCUGGUGUGGUUCUGGAUCCUGCUGGGUCUCGCAUACUUUGCAUCUAUCCUGUCGAUGAUCGGGAACUGGCUCCGUGUUUUGUCCAAGAAAACCAGAGCUGAGAUGGAAGAACUGCGAGCUCACGCCACUGACUGGACCCAGAACAUCCAGAAUAUGUCUGUGGACUUUCGCAUUCCAGGGAAAAUCGACGACCCCUUCAAAAGGCGUCGGCGAAAGCGCCGCCACCACGGCCCUCGCAGUCACGGUCACAGCGUUUCGGCUACCGGGGCCCCCGGGGAGACCGGGGAGCAGCGCGAGAGUCAAACAGAGUCUGGAUCCUACACCUCCACUUCCUCCUCCUCUAACGGAUCAGAAUCUGAAUCGGAGACAGACUCUCAGGCCACGCAGACAGACCGAGUUGCCGAGGAUAAGACUGGAAAGCCCACAAAGGAAGAGACUCCUCCAGAUCCCCACUUGUCUCAACCUCUGGACUACUUUGGGGAGAACCUCGCCUUCAUCGACGAGUCCUCUGACGCUCAGAGUGGAAAACUACAUCUGGAUCCUCUCCUGGAUCCCACACAACCUAAAUCACGUCAUGCAAAGAGGAGGCGCCACAGACGGCCUGUCCAGGAGAGAAGCACCAGAAUUAACGGCUCCAACAACAACAAGAAGCAGCCCAACGGAAACCCCACACCAGUUCAAGAUCUACCACAAAAGCCUUAAGACUGACACUUGGAAAGGAAUGUAUUAUCUACCUGUGAGAUAUCAGAUAAGAAAAAUCCCAGUUGCCUUCACUCGAGCUCGUAGGAUUACCAUGACCUGGAAAACUGAAAGUCUACUCCAAGACACUGACUGUUGUUGACAGAGGGAGUUUCUUUUGUGAAUUUCUUCGUGUUAAUAUGCUGCUUAGGGCAGAGUUAAGAUGAUGCUGAAGCCUUAUAGCCAUUUGUGGUUUGCAUUUGAAUGUUCCUCUAAGCAUGUGAGUAUGUAUGCCUCAGUCACAGACCAUGGUGACAAGCCAUCUUCGCUUUCCUUUUAUGAUGAGUUACUGCCCUCUGCUGGACUAAGACUGUAUUACAACAAUCUCUCAGAAUCUGCCGUUUACAAUUCCUGGUGUAGGCCAAAAAAAACAAAACAAACAA